This is a messenger RNA of Mya arenaria, 5978 nucleotides long. Its product is annotated as cell death abnormality protein 1-like. The transcript has 21 exons. Gene Ontology annotation, biological process: protein dephosphorylation. Gene Ontology annotation, molecular function: protein tyrosine phosphatase activity. NCBI's taxonomy places the organism in Eukaryota, Metazoa, Mollusca, Bivalvia, Myida, Myidae. The coding region runs from base 108 to 4352 and encodes 1414 amino acids. The record is from RefSeq and is a predicted model, not a curated record.
GCUGUUAUUUUUUAUUCAGUUCGAAUAAUACAAAUACAGGCAGUUAUUUUGUGAAAUAUCAAUUUGAGGGUGUUUUUAUCUAAUACUAUGUCAUUUAUAACUUCAUCAUGAAUAAUCACUUUACUGUAGGUGUUCUUCGUCUAAUAAUUGUUCAACUUCAAGUUACAACUGCACAAAUUCCUGAUGAGUGUUGGAGUUGUGGUUGCUGCGCUUACGGAUAUUACAAUAAAUGUGAUAUCAAUGGUUACUGUAAUAACGGGUGUCAAGAUGGAUAUUGGGGUGACAAUUGUAACAAAAAAUGCAUGUACACGAAGUGUUACCGAUGUGAUCGCACUAAUGGAUAUAUAUGCGAGUGUAGGCCAGGCUACUACGGAAUCGAUUGUGAGUCUUGGUGUGGAACUAAUUGUGAUACAUGUGACAAAACCAAAGGAUGCCUUUCUUGCAAAGACGAUUACUGGGGUAGUACAUGCAAUAAAAAAUGUAUAAUAAAUUGCAAUGUUUGUUCGAAGUCGAAUGGUCAAUGUAAUUCUUGUGUGAACGGAUACUGGGGACGAUUUUGCGAUGAUAAAUGUGGUAGUCAGUGUAAAACGUGUAACAAAUGGAAUGGUUGUACAGUAUGUAAUAAGGGAUAUUAUGGCUCUAAAUGUGGAAAUUACUGCGGAGACAAUUGUGCCAGUUGUGAUAAACAGCUUGGUUGUACUGCAUGCGACACAGGGUAUAAUGGACCCUCUUGCAUGUGUGAUGCAAAUUGUAUUCAAUGUGAUAACCUCAAAGGAUGUACAAGUUGCAAACCCGGAUACUAUUCAAAUAAAGGUGUAUGUCAUGAAUGUGUUUAUAAAUUAUUAGGGUGCACAUGUACUUAUACCCAAAACUGCAUUGGUUGCAUUAAUGGAUAUUUCCUGAAGUCAAACAUUUGUUCACCUUGUCCCCAUAACUGUAUAACGUGCACUACGUCUACACAGUGCACUUCCUGUACGGAGGGUCGAUUUGGAAAUAUAUGCCAGUAUCAAUGUUCCGAAGGCUGCUUUAGAACAUGCCAUACUAUCGACGGAUCUUGCAAAUGCAAAGAAGGUUGGGCAGGGGAUAGAUGUGACAAAUGUGACGAUAGAUACUUUGGAAACAUGUGCAGCGAACAAUGUAGAAACAGCUGUUCAUCAUGUACAGGAGAUUAUAAUUGUCAACGUUGUACACCUGGAUAUUAUGGUGCUUAUUGUCAAUACAAAUGCGGGAAAGGCUGCAUAAAUGACAGUUGUGAUAUCAAAUCAGGUCAUUGCCAAUGCAAAAAUAAUAAAUUUAUUAAAUCAAAAGCAUCAGGAUACUGCUAUGAGUGUGUGUCCGGACAAUAUGGUCCAAUGUGUGAGCAAAACUGUCCUAAGAUGUGUAAAACAUGCAAAAACGAGACUAAUUGCGUUUCAUGCAAUGUCGGGUACUUUGGGAAAACCUGUAAAAAAACUUGCCCCGUUAGGUGCAAGGAAAAUACUUGCAAAAAGAAGGACGGAUCGUGUUUUACAUGCAAACCUGGAUAUUUCGGAAUGUUCUGUGAAAACAUUUGCCCGGAAUCCUGUCAAUUAUGUGACCAAUAUGAUUCAUGUUCCGAAUGCAAAGCUGGAUAUUCAAAUACACAGAAACAGUGUACAUGUAGAACUGAUAUUUGUUUAAAUUCGGUAGGUUGCGACUCAUGCACAAAUAUUUCAUAUUAUGCAAAUGAUAAUGAGUGUUGUUUGUGCAGUAUUAAUCACUGUGUUUCCUGUACAAAGACGAUUGAUAACAUUCAUUGUAAAACUUGCAGAAAGGGGUAUUUUCCACACAAUAAUGGACAAUGUAAAACCUGCAAUUCGCAAUGCGUCGACAAUGAAUGCGAUCCGUCUUCGGGAAGAUGUCUUCAAGGAUGCACUCACGGGUACUGGAAUCAAACCUGUGACAUAAGGUGUGAUCCCGAAUGUGUAUCUUGCGAUCAAGCAGAUGGAUCUUGUUCAAAAUGCAAAUAUAAUACAAAAUAUGGACCUUCCUGUAAGCUUGAAUGUAGCAAUACCUGUGAAAACUCCAUGUGUGACAUUUAUGGAAAUUGUACAAAUGGAUGCAUUACAAAUAAGUUUGGAAAGCAAUGUGAAAACACAUGUGAUGAACAUUGUACACCAAAUGAAAACAAAACUAUUUGUUCCGAAAAGACAGGAAUGUGUUUUUACGGCUGCCAAACCGAAUUCAGGGGGACAUUUUGUCCUCAAGAAGCGGGGAAACAAAACUGGUCAAUAGCAGCACUUGGUGUUGGUAUUGCCGGAGGAGUUGUAGUUCUUGCUGCCAUUGUGGUUGUUGGACUGUUUUUGCUUCGACGAAGUAGAGUCAAUUUGAGAAUUAUAAGCAAAGCACAUGGAAAAGAACCUGAGAACUUGUUGGAGAUGUACGCCAAGGUGAACAAUGGAAGAAUGCCCACUUACCAAAGUCCAACAACAAACAGGUCCGGAAAUGAAAGGACGCCUAUCUUGACAGAAGACAAUCUUGAAAUUGACGAAGAUGAUGCUUCUGCAAGGGAGUCCGCAAUAAUAUUUGAGGAAAAUGGAGGGUUUUAUUUUAACAACGCUGAAGAAAUUAGCAAAAUCAAAUUGAAUGUGACCGAUCUACCGGAAUAUGUACACAAUAUAUGUAUUACGGACCUAGAAGAAGAAUUUCAGAAAAUUCCAUACGGUCUUGUAAAACCCUAUGGCGUUUCACAAACGAAACUAAACUUGCACAAAAAUAGGUACAGAGGACUCUACCCGUAUGAUGAUACGCGAGUUUUAGUUCGCGGUGGAGAAACAGACUACAUUAAUGCAAGCUUUAUAGACGGAUUCAGAAGGCGAAAUGCAUAUAUUGCUACAUUGGGUCCAAUGGCUAAGCAGCUCGGCGAUUUCGGCCAAUUCUGGCGAAUGGUCUGGCAACAGAAAGUGGAGAAGAUUGUCAUGGUGACUAACUUGGUAGAGGGAAAGAAAACCAAAUGCGAGCAAUAUUGGCCGGAUCAUUACCAAAGAAAUGUGUUCGGCGAUAUAAAGGUUGUGUGCAAGGAUGAAAAACUGUACACAAAUUUUAUUUGGAGAAACUUUACUCUUUUUAAGAAUUCUGAGAAACGAAGUCUACAUCAUCUACAGUUUACAAGCUGGCCAGACAAGGACAUCCCUGAUGAUGUCACAUCAUUUAUAGAGUUUAGACAGAGGGUUAAUGCCUUGGCGAGUACUUUCGAUGGACCAGUAGUUGUGCAUUGCAGUUCUGGCGUAGGAAGAACGGGAACCUACAUAGCUCUAGACAUUCUUACAAAAGAGGGUGAGGCAGAAGGAUCUAUAGAUAUCCCGGGAUGCGUUCUCAAUAUGAGACAGAACAGACCCAACAUGAUUCAGACCUUGAGUCAAUACAAGUAUAUUCACCAAGCUUUGGUCCAUACAUUGACUCCUGAUCGUGUGUUUAUACACACGUUUAUAAGAAGAGAACACUUCAGUCAAUAUAUGGACAAAUCAAGUAAACAGGAGAUACAGAAGCAGUUUGAGAGAAUGCAAUCGGAUCAUGAGAAAAAGUCGGAUAAGGAAUUGUUAGCUACGGAACAGAAUCGGCUCCUGGCAAAAAAGAACAGGAAACACGCGGACAUACCAGGUAUCUCCAAAAGACCGCAUCUGAAUCUGUUCAUGAAUACAGACGAAUCCGAUUACAAAAAUGCGAUAUGCAUCGACGGUUUUAAAACAAAGAACCGCUUCUUGGUUGCAAAAACACCUCUGCCCGACACAGUUUACGAUUUCAUUGCACUUACUGUUCAAGAAAACUGUUCCUGUAUCGUUAGUAUGGAGGCACACCUGGAAAAGCAUAAGAGAAUUGGCUUAUACUUUCCUGGUGACAAUCAAACAAUGAAGAAGGGAAUAAUUUCCGUACAAGCAAACACAGAUCAAAGGGCAAGAAACUUCGUUAAAAGAAUGCUGCAUUUCAAGCACGAAGGAACGACCAAGAAAGAUGUGACAAUUCCACACUUUCAAUAUUUGGACUGGGAUACAAAGCACAACAUUCCUAAAUCGACAAAAAGCUUCGUUGCCUUCAUCAAAGAGAUUGAAGCCGUAUCCAAAUCCUCUAGCCUGAGUGGACCGAUACUGUUGCAUUGUCUAAACGGUGCUGGAAAGAGCGGCCUUUUUUGUGUUGUCUCGAUAUUACUUGAACAAUUGGAUGAAGAUAAUGAAGUCAGUGUGGUCAAUGCGGUGAAAAAGGUCAGAGCUGGAAGACCGCUCGCUAUUCCAAAUAAGGAACAGCUUUACUUCUGCUACGAGUGUGUUCUCCAUUCCGUGAACGAAACCGAUAAAGCUGUGUAUUACAACCUAAGAGGUGAUAUCCAGAGAAAAUGAACACGGCUGACCAAAUCGGCGCAAUGACACACGUAGUGUUAACCUUGACUCGAAAGCAUGAAAGUGUAUAUAUUUAAUAGUCAAAUGAUGACAUAUUAAGUAAUGUUUUUCAUUACAUUGAGACAUGAUGGCAAAAUGGAAAUUAUUUCCAUGUAACUUUAUUGCAACACUAUAUCACCUUCAUAGUAAUUCACCUGCAAAUAUAAACAUUGUAUUGUAAAUUCGUUGUAUUUGGUUUGACUGUAUAUAUCCCUGCUUUUAUUACUUUAACCAUAUUGUAGAGUGUUUUCUUGGUAUAUUCUUAAAUGAUUCUCUCUAGCCUCAAUUUCUCAAAGCAUAACUCACUUAAGUAUCUUAUUUUAUUUGGUAAAGUUACUUACUUAGAUAUGAUUUAAUAAAACCAAAAGUAGCUUAUCUUAUUGCUCUCAAAUACUAUUUCCUGUACAAAACCCAUUACUCUUUAAAAAGAGAAUAUUUCUUGAUACAAACCAAAUCCAAAAUAAUCUUGAGCUUGAUCCUGUUAUGCGGGACUUCAGAUGUCUUGAGAAAUUCUGGUGGAGAAUUUCAAACAGGCAAUGUUUUAUAUGCAGGCGUACAGUGUCAACAAUUGAAAUUGAUUAGUAACAAAGGUAUUGCAAUAUAUGCACGCUACUUAUAGCUUGGUUAGCUUGCCUAAAUGUUACAGAAAACAUUCUACAUCAAAUCCUCGUGAGUGAAAACUAUUAUUACUAUCAUGUUAUUUAUGUAUAUACAAUUAUAAAUUUCAUUGUGUUUUUGCAAGGGCUUUGUACAUUCUACUUUGAAUACACACUUUCUUUGUAAAUUGUUAAAAAUAGACAUAAGGAAUAGUUUUUUAUUUGUUGUUGUAUUUAACAAGGGUUUUUACGUAUGUUUAAGUGUUGUAAGCGUUUAUAUGUAAAAUAGCAUUUCAUAAGUUUUAUUGUUCAAUCAGGAAAUGUAUUGAAGGAGCAGAUGUGCACGCAAUGGUGGAGUUUAUGAAAUAUGUACAGCUGUGUAUAUCUUUGUGCAGUACUGUUGCUUAACAGCUUAUAUUACUAUUUUGUAUUGUAGUUUUGAAAGAAAUCAUUUCAAUGAAUUACUUAAUUUUCUAAAUACUUUGAAGUGUCCAAAUGAUGAACUUGAAAUAAUUAGUAUUAUUAAAUAAACGAUAAGUCUACAGUCUCUCAGGUGUCAAGACAGCCAUCGAUUGAGCAUGCUAUAUAUAAUAUUCACUGGGGGGUAUCCUGAUCUAAAAAUAGAAAAUAUUUCAAUUAAUACAUUCAAUGUUUUUGAUUUGGUAAUAAGUGUUCUCUUCAUAUGUUCACUUGUUCCCGAUUAUUAUGGGAAUCAAUCAGUUAAAAACAUCCGGCUGGGUUUGUAUUGUUUUCAUUGCCAUCUUGAAUGUUGUUGAAUUUAAAUGGAAAAUAAUCUAUUGACAUUUCCGGAAUCAAAAUGUCAUAUUGCUGUCAAAGAUCAAAUGACAAUGUUAACAUUAUAUUGCCAUACUUUUCAAUCGGGCCCAAACUAUGAUCUUGUUUAAAAAGAAAAUAAUACGCAUGUCAUUUUCCAUUUCAUUGACAUAAUUGCAUAUUUAUUGAUAUGUUUGAUCAACAGAUAUUAUGACCU